Molecule: messenger RNA, 1509 nt
Organism: Paralichthys olivaceus (Japanese flounder)
Lineage: Eukaryota; Metazoa; Chordata; Actinopteri; Pleuronectiformes; Paralichthyidae
Gene: gdf3
Product: growth differentiation factor 3
Cellular component (GO): extracellular region
Molecular function (GO): growth factor activity; cytokine activity
Source: RefSeq, a predicted model, not a curated record
CUUGUCUCCGCCCGGCUGCCUCCCUCUCACCUCCUCUCACCUCCUCAUUAUCUGAACUAUGCAGCCGCUCUCCGGGAGGUGUCCCGCGUGGAAGCAGACUCUGUGCGUGUCUGUGGAGCAGGCGAGGAACCCGCAUCAGAGGAACCCGCAUCAGAGGAGCCAUGAGGCCGGAGCUGACGCUGCUGUUGACGGCGUGUUUGCUGGAUGCGUGUGAUCUCUCACACGUGGAGGAGAUGAGGAGCCAGGAGCGGAUCUUCCUCAGCUCCCUCGGGCUCUCCGGGCCUCCCCGGGCCGCAGGGACCCACCUGCAGCCCCCGCAGGCCCGGGGCCACGUCCCCUCCGCGCUGUGGAGGAUGUUCCGGAGGUCCGAGAACCUCCGCACCCAGGAGAGCGAGCCCUGCACGGUGUCCGAGUACGGAGUCCGCGGCAACAUCAUCCGAUAUGUGCAGGACCAAGGCCGGCUGGUGUCGGGGAGGAGCAGCAGCUGUGAGGCCUGUGUGGAGAAGCAGCUCUUCUUCAACAUGUCUGUGCUGCAGCCUGUGGAGCUGCUGUCUCUGGCUCAGCUGGAGAUCAACUUCCACUGGAAACCCUUCAGAUCUGUGGAGCUCCUGCAGGCCCCCCGGGCCCUCGGCGUGUCGCUCUACAAAGUCACGCGAGCCACGUUGAGAGGAGCCGACCCGCAGGCCAACCGCAGACUCCUGCUGUCCCAGUCCGUCCAGCUGCAGCCUGAACCAGCCUCCAUCACCAUGGACCUCACCUCGCUGGCGGAGAACUGGCGCAAACCGGGACGCAACUACGGUUUGGUGUUGGAGCUGCUUCCUCUCAGUGCAGAGACGCAGGAUCUUCUUCCGUUUCACCCGGGCAACUCGCUCCCACUGGAACCAGCCCUGGCCCUGCCGCUGAUCCAGGCCUCGCUGGUCGCCGUGUCCCUCAACCCCCACCAGUGUCGCUCCAGGCAGAGGAGAAGCGCCGUCCACCUCCCGGUGACGCCCAGCAACGUGUGCAAGGCCCGACGCCUCUACAUCGACUUCAAGGAUGUGGGCUGGCAGGACUGGAUCAUCGCUCCGCAGGGCUACAUGGCCAACUACUGCCACGGCGAGUGUCCGUUCCCGCUCAGCGAGAGCCUGAACGGCACCAACCACGCCAUCCUGCAGACGCUGGUGCACUCCCUGGACCCGCACGGCACGCCUCAGCCCUGCUGCGUCCCCAUCCACCUCUCGCCCAUCUCCAUGCUCUACUACGACAACAACGACAACGUGGUGCUGCGGCAUUACCAGGACAUGGUGGUGGACGAGUGUGGGUGUCGGUGAAUGUGACCGACUGGCUCCCGACAAUGAAACGUUGUUUUUAAUGUUGAAUUCUUUCUGUUAAAUGAGUUUGAUUUGUCGGAUCGUGUUUUCAAUGUUGGUUUUUAAAAGAGUGUAAAAGAUUUAACAUGUUUGUUCUCAGGGAAGGUUCGAAAAAAUAUUGCGUUAAUAAAAGUACAAUUCACAAAACUCAGGGAGGUUG